AAUUAAAACUUGUUGUCAAAUUUGUAAGCAGCAUGUUUAAUAUGGUUAUAAGUUUUGACAUACACCCUAAACUAAAUAGGUGAAGGCCUUACGGGUCGUUUGGUAGAGUCUAAAUACAAUGCUCAAUACAGCUUGUGGAUGAUUCCAAGAGUUUGUGCUGCAUUUUCUUAAGUUUGGCAAAGGCCAUUAGUCUACAAAUUAUUACCUGUUUGAGAGACUAGUUACAGAUUGCUAAGCUCUAGAUGGCUUACUUCUACAGAAAUUGGAACUGUUUAUAUGGCAUUGGCAAGAGUUGCUUUGGCAGAUCUAAUACAAAACCACCAUCUGCUGAAACAGAUAAGGGUGUGGCCGGUUUGCUUAUGGUCGUUCAGUUUGUAAGAUCAAUGGCUAUACAGUCAACACUCCUAUUAGCUGCUACUGUAUACAUUUUCAUGUCUUUAUUUUAACUUGGUCACAAGACCAUGAAGUUGGAGACAUAAUCUUAUUACCUACACGGGUUUCUGCUGUUUCCUUUGAUAAAUAUUUAGAGUGACAUCAAGCUGAGAACAGGAAAUGGAUAUUGAGGACAAAAAAACAUAGAGAAGUUGCAGCAAGGGAAAAGGAGGUUGCUGCAGUCGCGUAAAUGGCAAGGAGUAUGAUCAAACAGCAAGGAGCAAUGUGAUGGCCAUUCACUUUCAACAAGAAUAUUUAGCUGAAUGGAUGCAAUGGGUGAUAGGGAAGGCCCUAGGCUUGUGAGCUCCACUGCACUUUGGAGGGGUGACCGCCGGCCAGCCCAAGUCGUCCAGGUAUCGCAGUUGGAGCAAGACUUUCAGCGAGCACCUCAACAGCGCGAAAGUGGGCCCGUAGCAUUUGAUACAGAAUAUAUUCGAUGGUUAGAAGAAUACAACGAACACAUCAAUGAGUUAAGGACCGCUGUCAAUUCACAUGCAAGUGAUCCUGAACUGCGAAGUAUUGUGGAUAUUGUCACUGCACAUUACCAUGAGGUCUUUAGGAUGAAAGGAAAUGCAGCCAAGGCGGACGUAGUCCAUGUCUUGUCAGGCAUGUGGAAAACCCCUGCUGAGCGUUGUUGUAUGUGGAUUGGUGGCUUCCGCCCCUCGUUACUGCUUAAGCUUCUAGUCAAUCAGUUGGAGCCUCUGACCGACCAACAGCUUAUGGGCAUUGGCAUCUUGCAGCAGUCAUCCCAACAUGCAGAAUAUGGUCUUUCAGAAGCUAUGGAGGCGUGGCAGCAAUCCUUGGAGGAGACAUUAGCUUACGGAUCUCUUGCUACUGAAGGGUCAUCAGGAGAUGCAGCUUAUAAUAUAAGUCAGAUGGCAAUGGCUAUGGGGAUAUUAGGGACCCUUGAAGGUUUUCUCCGUCAGGCGGACAACCUGCGUCAACAAACAUUGCAACAAAUGCAUCGCAUAUUGACAACCAGACAAUCAGCCCGUGCUCUACUUGCAAUAAGUGAAUACUUCUCACGUCUUCGAGCUCUCAGCUCUCUUUGGCUUGCCAGACCACGAGAGCAAUAAGUAUGACAUGCAUUGCAAUAUUCUACUGAAACUCAGAUAUACUACUUCGAUACACUGUCCAGUAUAUGAGAUCCAACUAAGUUACUAUAUGUAAAGUGGUAUUGUAUGUGCUUGUGGAAGUGCAAAAUUUGUUUUCUUUCUCAUUAGGUUUUUAGAAUGCCAAAAUUUUACUGUGUGACUUAGGAACCAAUAAUGUACCUGUGUUUUUAGCUUUUACAAGGAAAAAGUGUGGUUAGGGAUAUUAAGAAGUGUAAUAGAUAUUUAGAAAGUUUUAUGCUUAAACAAAUUAUAGCUUGUGACUUAAAAGUUUCUCUUCUGAUAUGUUGGAAAUAUAACAAGCAUUUUAUAAUUUU
Molecule: messenger RNA, 1861 nt
Organism: Solanum tuberosum (potato)
Lineage: Eukaryota; Viridiplantae; Streptophyta; Magnoliopsida; Solanales; Solanaceae
Product: TGACG-sequence-specific DNA-binding protein TGA-2.1-like
Exons: 7
Coding region: 696-1508 (270 amino acids)
Biological process (GO): DNA-templated transcription
Molecular function (GO): sequence-specific DNA binding
Source: RefSeq, a predicted model, not a curated record